This is a messenger RNA of Scaptodrosophila lebanonensis, 715 nucleotides long. RefSeq names its product chorion protein S18 (gene Cp18). NCBI's taxonomy places the organism in Eukaryota, Metazoa, Arthropoda, Insecta, Diptera, Drosophilidae. Bases 108 to 593 code for a protein of 161 amino acids. Gene Ontology annotation, biological process: multicellular organism development. Gene Ontology annotation, cellular component: egg chorion. The transcript has 2 exons. The record is from RefSeq and is a predicted model, not a curated record.
CGUAAAUGCUGGGAAUAGUGCCUGGAUUUUUUACUAUAUAAACUAAACUUAAUGCCCAAGUCAGACAUUAGUUAACAAUUGACCUCAAGACUAAACUAAGCCACAAAAUGAUGAAAUUCAUGUGCAUUUUCGUUUGCGCUUUUGCCGCCGUCUCUGCUUCCGCUUACGGACCUUCCCGCUACGGACGCCCCAGCUAUGGCGCACCCAUUGGUGCUAAGGUCAUCCAAGUCCAGCCCGCGCUCACCGUGAGCGCUGUGGUUCCAGCUGGCGGUUAUGGUGGCGGUUAUGGCGGUGGUUAUGGCAAGUCCGUGCUUGUGCCCGUGUCGGCCGUCUACACCGGCUCCCGUUAUGGCUCUUAUGGCAAGGCUCCGCCAGUAGAUGGUCAAGCUAUUGGUCUGGCCAAGCUCGGUCUGUACGCUCCCAGUGCUGGUUCUCCUCUCGUCUGGAAGGAGGCCCCUCUCCGUCGCGUGUUGGCCCCCAGCUAUCUGGGCAACAUCAACUACAAUGAGGAGGCUCAGGGUGCUUCGGCUGCCGCUGCCUCCAGCUCGGUUGCAGGCCAGCAGGGCUACGGACCUAAGAAGUCCGUCUAUUAAGUGUACGAACAGUGAUAUAAGAAGCUAGAAGAACUGCCUCGGCACUGCUAAGCAGCGCACGAAGUACGCUUAAGGCAUUAGGAAAUAAACAAAAACAAAUGCUCAGAUAAACUAAAACUAAA